CUCCCACUCUCCUCUGCUCCUCUAAGCUCUUCCCUCUGCUGCCUUCACGCGUUCUCCUCACGAAAGCUGCGCGGACAGGAGGCGAUACACCCCUUUCCCUUCCGCGGCUCAUCAUGGCUACAGUAGUCACCUCGACGAGAUUCACAGACGAGUAUCAGCUCUACGAGGAACUCGGAAAAGGAGCCUUCUCUGUCGUCAGGAGAUGUGUCAAGAAAUCCACUGGUCAAGAGUACGCUGCAAAAAUAAUUAACACAAAGAAACUUUCAGCCAGAGAUCACCAGAAACUCGAACGAGAGGCAAGAAUCUGUCGUCUGCUCAAACACCCAAACAUAGUUCGCCUUCAUGACAGUAUCUCAGAAGAAGGGUUCCACUACUUGGUGUUUGACCUUGUGACUGGAGGGGAGCUUUUCGAGGACAUUGUUGCCAGAGAAUAUUACAGUGAAGCAGAUGCCAGCCACUGCAUUAAUCAGAUCUUGGAGAGUGUCAGUCACAUCCACCAACAUGACAUUGUGCACAGGGAUCUGAAGCCGGAGAACUUGCUGUUGGCCAGUAAGAUGAAGGGAGCAGCGGUGAAGCUCGCAGACUUCGGUCUUGCCAUCGAGGUGCAGGGCGACCAACAAGCUUGGUUUGGUUUUGCUGGAACUCCGGGGUAUCUGUCUCCAGAAGUGUUGAGGAAGGAUCCUUAUGGCAAACCAGUGGACAUAUGGGCCUGUGGGGUGAUCCUGUACAUUUUGCUGGUGGGUUACCCUCCGUUCUGGGACGAGGACCAACACAAACUCUAUCAGCAAAUUAAAGCCGGGGCGUAUGAUUUUCCAUCUCCGGAGUGGGACACUGUGACCCCAGAAGCCAAGAAUCUGAUCAACCAGAUGCUGACGAUCAACCCCGCCAAAAGGAUCACCGCCGACCAGGCUCUGAAGCACCCCUGGGUCUGCCAACGCUCCACCGUGGCCUCCAUGAUGCACCGCCAAGAGACUGUGGAGUGUUUACGCAAAUUCAACGCAAGGCGAAAGUUAAAAGGAGCGAUUCUCACUACGAUGCUGGUGUCCAGAAACUUCUCAGUGGGACGGCAGCACACCAGCCCUGCCGCUACCACCAGCACUGCCGCUAUGGCUCAGGAAGCUUGCAAAACUUUACUAAACAAAAAGUCCGAUGGCGUGAAGAAAAGGAAGUCCAGCUCAAGUGUUUGUUUAAUGGGAAACAACAGUAAAAACAGUGUAGUAAGCAGCAGCAGCACCAAAGACAGCAGCAUGUCAUCGUCAGCUCCAAUGGAAGCCCAGACAACCGUUGUGCACAACCCAGCUGACGGCACCAAGGGCUCGACGGAGAGCUGUAACAACGCAGAAGAGGAGGAGAUGAAAGGUAGGAAAGCUCGUAAACAGGAGAUCAUAAAGAUGACAGAGCAGCUGAUUGAAGCGAUCAACAAUGGGGAUUUUGAGGCGUACACGAGAAUAUGUGACCCGGGCUUGACUUCCUUUGAACCAGAAGCUCUUGGAAACCUCGUCGAAGGAAUGGACUUUCACAAGUUCUACUUUGAAAACUUGCUUAGUAAAAACAGUAAGCCGGUGCACACCACGAUCUUGAACCCUCACGUGCACUUGAUCGGUGAGGACGCCGCCUGCAUCGCGUACAUCCGCCUGACGCAGUACAUGGACAGCCAGGGCCGGCCUCGCUCCUGUCAGUCGGAGGAGACGCGCGUGUGGCACCGCCGUGACGCCAAGUGGCUCAACGUGCACUUCCACUGCUCAGGAGCCCCGGCCGCACCGCUGCAGUGAACACGGGCGCAGCUUUGCCUGAAACACAAAGCUACUUGGAGCAUUUAUUCUCCGUGGUCAGACUGGUCCCUGGAUCCUGGAAAACGGAUGGGGGCCUCUCGGAAAGUUGUAUAAUUUACAAAAAAAAACAAAAAACAAAAGAGGGACAUAUAAAAAUUUUUUUUUUCAAUCCAAAAAUAGUCUAUAAGAUCUAACGGUCGACUUAAAAAAGCUUGAGCGACUGACCACACCGAGAACAGAUCCAGUCCAACUACAGUAGAAGACUUGAGGUGCGAUGCUCUUCAGCCCGGACAGCCUGCAGAGGGUGCAUGUUUCUAACGGCCACACGGGGGCGCCGCUGUUCUGUUCUCCCAUGCCCUUCCUUCUUUAUUCCACCCACUCUUCUGAAAGUAUUAACUAUAUCUAUAUAAACACACAAUAAUAUAGAUUUUAUUGCAAGACACACCACACUUACUGUAGUAGCGGGACGGACCGUGACGGGGAUUGAGCGGCGCGCGAUGGGACUGUGGAAAUGUCGUCUGCGUUACACUUUUGAGCUGUUUUUGAGGAAUAGCUUGGCAUAAUCAUAUCAUUUGUUAUAACAGGAAAUAGUUGUAAUGCGUUCCUGGGAAGAUCUCGUUUUUUAUUUUUUACUCUUGUGUGUUUUUGUCUCCGUACGACGUAAAGUAUUGAGUGUCAUUUUUAAAAAGAAAGGGUUUUAUUUAAAGCACUGUGUCACUGUAAAUGUAUUUAUAGAGAGACGACUAUGGAAAGGGGAGCGUGUUUGGGAUUGGGAGCAUGCAAGUGUGGCUGUAGGGGCGUUUUUGUCGUUUUUAGUCCGAGUGUCCAAGUGUAAAUAACAGAAAUGCAUGCACACACACUCUGUCCCGCGUUUUAAGGAGACACUCUUGAGAAUAAAGGCUGAUCUGAAGUUGCAGAAGGUUUUUUUUCCCUCUCUCACCGACAGGAGGCGCUCAGUUUUUUCGCCGUCUGGACAGUUCUCCUUAUUUGGUCGUGUGUAUUUUUACGUGGGGCAUGUCCGUCUUUUGACUUUAUGGCUUGUACUGUUUUAGAGACGAAGAGAUGGGAUUUUCUGCAGCUUCAGAUGUCGCUCGUCCAAACUGUCCUUCUCCUCCUCCUCCUCUUCCUCCUCCCCUCCUACCUCCUUUUGCAGCCCCCCCAGAUUCUGCCUCAACGACCUCUACAUCGUUUCUGCCCGUGUCUUGCUCCUGAUGACGUCACCUGUUUGCCUGUCCGUCGUUCUGACCGUUCUUAGACGUAUCGAUGUCCGUCUGUUGGCUUGCUGUACUGCGUCACGUCUUGGCACUUUUUUGAGCAUGUUUUUCCAACGGGGAAUGCACCACAAAAUCUGCGAAUCUGGAUUUAACCCUUGUGUGUUCCUCUGGGCUCAAUUUGACUGUGACUGUUGAUUUUUCUUAUUUUAUUUUGGUUAGUAGGCUGUAUUUUAGUAAAGAUUGCGCAUUUUUGAACCUCAAAAUCACCUGCAACUCUUAAUUUCCAUCACUGUCUUGUGUUUGUCAAGUACAGAGGUGGAAAUUAAGUCGAUCUGAGUUAUAAGAGAAACAAAUUGGGGCCAAAUUGAACUUUAACGUCACUUGUUUUUCAGUUCAGACAGUUUUUAUUCUACAAUCAACAUUUUUUCAAACUUUAAUUUUUGAUAGAAAUCACCCAAAUGAACAAGUGGCCCAAUUUUCAACCUAUUUGAUGAAGAAAUGUCCAAGUUCUGCUGUGAGCGAGUUAUUUUUUGGGGUCAUAAAUUACCCCAGGACGACACAAGGGUUUAAAAAAAAAAAAGGCACAUUUUGAGACUGAACAGCAGGGGGAGGUACUGGGACCUCGGCAAUCUAAUGGCAAUCAAAAAAGACAUUGUCCUUCUGUUUGUUGUGUGGUGUAUGAUGUGGAACUGGAAGAAAUUCUACCCCACGUGCGUUUUUUUUACUCUGCUUAACGUAAUUCCGCACUAAAUGUAGAUGUAAAACUCACUUUUGUCGCGUUCAAUCAUGGAAGCACACACACGUGAUCAACAUUUUCCCUUUAAAACAAAACGAACAUAUCUGCGUCAGGGCGUGUUUUUCCACCGUGUAGUUCGUAGAAACGUGUGUGUGUGGAUUUUUAUUCGAACUGGGGCUUGCUGUGCGUCUCCUGCUCCACAGUAAUAACUUAACUUUAAACGCAUGGUCACCGAAAAAGUAAAUAUUCAUUGUGGAAACGUUACGAGUCACUGACAAAAAAAAAAGGAGUAAAAAAAGAUCCAUGUUUUAGUGCCGUGCUGUGCUCAGAGCGCCACGUGCCCAAUCACACAUUUUACGCACCGCGAUGGCGCUGUUCGGACCCAAAACUUUGAUGUUUUCGUGUUGUGGCGCUGGUCCAGGUGUUUGUCGCUGUGUAGAACAAAUGUGCAAGUUUGGUUUGUUUGUUUUUUUCAUGACUUGUCCGCAGUCUUGUUUUCGGAGCGGUCUGCGUUCUCUUUAUAGGAUUUCUAAAGGGAGGUCAAGGUGAGAUCCGAGAGAAUGAACAGGUGCAUUGUGGGUUUGCCAAAGUAUUCGGACAAAGGGGGACCAAGAAAAACGAUACUCAUUAAAAAACUGAUUUUCUACGGAUAAAACUCGACCUUCGGGCUUUUACAAAUUGUAUUGAACCAGUAGCUCAUUUUCGCGCAUUGGCCACUUCAGAUGAUUUUUCUUUCUACAAAUCGCGACAUCUUUGCUUUGACGACUCCUUUGCACUGUCAUGUGAUGUUACAGGGUAUGCGCUUUGUCGCAGUUGUAAAUAAGAUAUGUGACCAAAUCUACAAUUAAUUUCUAAACGAGAAUUACCUCAUCAUUUCUAAAAUCAUUUUAUAUGGUCCAAAUACUUUGGCAAGUGUAAAUUAAGUAAAAGGGGGACCCGACACAAUGAUUUUCAAAAGAUCAUUGGUAAAUGUUUCAAAUGUUAUGCAGUUUUACAAACGGGAAAGGAUUAUGCAUGUCUUUUUCACUGUUUACUUGAUGAAAUGGAAAAUCUAUGUUAUUUGCAUCCUGAAAUGGCUCUGUUUGAGAUAAAGCAAAGUAUUUCACAUGAAAACGCAUAAAAAAGCAAAAGCCUUAGCUUGUAUGUUCCCCUGGACCCUGGUGUCACGGGCGACUUACUCAUGUCUCGGAGUUAAACAUUGGAUGCUGGAUUUUUGCAUGACCAUACAGUUAAUAAAGUCAUAUUUAA
Molecule: messenger RNA, 4970 nt
Organism: Periophthalmus magnuspinnatus
Lineage: Eukaryota; Metazoa; Chordata; Actinopteri; Gobiiformes; Gobiidae
Gene: camk2g2
Product: calcium/calmodulin-dependent protein kinase (CaM kinase) II gamma 2
Exons: 22
Coding region: 114-1772 (552 amino acids)
Biological process (GO): protein phosphorylation
Cellular component (GO): neuron projection; cytoplasm
Molecular function (GO): ATP binding; calmodulin binding; calcium/calmodulin-dependent protein kinase activity
Source: RefSeq, a predicted model, not a curated record